This is a messenger RNA of Panicum hallii, 1038 nucleotides long. Its product is annotated as probable E3 ubiquitin-protein ligase ATL45. Bases 169 to 864 code for a protein of 231 amino acids. NCBI's taxonomy places the organism in Eukaryota, Viridiplantae, Streptophyta, Magnoliopsida, Poales, Poaceae. The record is from RefSeq and is a predicted model, not a curated record. The transcript has a single exon.
CGUGGCCCCCGUUUGCCGUGGCGGGGCAAGGUCAAGUUGCGCGGUGGGGCCCGUGCCACCUGCUUUUCCUCGUCGCCAUGUCAUCAAGACACGAACUUCUCUCUCCCUUGCAACUUCCGACGGCGGCCCAACUCCCAGCUGAGAAGCCACUCAGGUCACAAAGCAUUAAUGACCACUGCCACUGUGCGCGAUAAAACUCCGGCCGCCCCCCGUCCCCCGAUCCCUUUCGCCUCGCCCCUGCCGCGCCGCCUGAUCCGGGCUGGGCUGGGCUGCCCAAUGGCGUCGUCGGCGCGGCGCCUCCUGCAGACCAACUCCGGCCAGCUCCCCACCGCCGAGCCCCCGAGCCCGCUCGCCGUCGACUCCGACGUCGUCGUCAUCCUCGCCGCGCUGCUCUGCGCGCUCAUCUGCGUCGUGGGCCUCGCCGCCGUCACCCGGUGCGCGCGCUCCCGCGCGUCCCCCGGCGCGCAGGCCGCGGCCAAGGGGCUCGGGAAGAAGGCGCUCAGGGCGCUGCCGAAGCUCGCCUACGAGGACGCCGUGGCGGCGGCGGCCGCGGCGCGCGGGGGCUCCUCCGCGGCCGCGGCAGGGGAGGAGAGGAUCCUGGCGGAGUGCGCCAUCUGCCUGUCGGAGUUCGCGCCCAAGGAGGAGAUCCGCGUGCUGCCGCAGUGCGGCCACGGCUUCCACGUCGCGUGCGUCGACACAUGGCUCGGCGCGCGCUCCUCUUGCCCCUCCUGCCGCCGCGUUCUCGUCGUCGACGAGACACCCAAGCGGCCGCCCGAGCCCAAGCGCUGCCGCAAGUGCGAGGCGGCCAUGAAGGAGGCCUCCUCAUCGUCCAGUUCCGGCGGCGAUAGGGCUGCCGGUUCCUAACCGGGUUGGCAAUCUUUAGCUGGGAACUUUUAGCUCAACUGGAAUUCUGAGCUCAAGGAACGUCAUGGUGUAAAAUUUAGGUUGGCUGAUUAUGUACAUAUUUUUGUUUAAAAACAUGUAAACACAUCUGGGGAUGUGAAAGUAAGCAACAUUUUAGUAGAUGCUACUGGAUUA